CUAAAACCAUCAAUCGUCUUUCAUUUUCUUUCCAUUUAUUCAGGUAAAUCCAAACAUGAGGGAAUAACUCUGUUUAACUUUUCCUUUUUGCAGCAUUUUACGUGAACAAGAAAUGGAAUAUUAUAAAGCGUAAUCCCUCAUGGCAAAAGAGCUUGCAGAAAAAAAGGUGUUAGAAAAGGACUUUGCUGGAGCCCAAGUGCUUGCAUUGAAAACCCAAAACCUGUUUCCUAGCCUUGAUGGCCUGAGCAAACUUCUUGACGUGAUCAACAUCUAUGUCAACUUUGAGAAGAAAUUGACUGGUAUGCUGUCCUUGAAGUGGACUCUUUAGUUGAUGAUGAGACACAGAAGACAUUGCACACAAAUAGCCACAUCUCUACGACUCAACCCCGGAUGGACUCUUUAGUUGAUGAUGAGACACAGAAGACAUUGCACACAAAUAGCCACAUCUCUACUACUCAACCCCGGACAACAAUGACUUUUGUGGGGCAAAUGGUGCUUUCUGGAUACUUGUGCAAGUAUGCAGUUUGUUUUCAGAUCAUACUAAGAGAGCUACUUAUGAUAGACGACGGCAAAGGCUUGCUAUGGCAACUUGUCAGAACGUCUUCUGUAGAUCUUAUGCUGCCAGUAAGAUCCAACUAACAUCCAUUCCACCACAACCACUAAUGUUAUUCUUGCCAGAGAGAAACACUGUUUGGACUAAAUGCAGUUGGUGCAACAUGCAAUUCCAAUGCUCAACUGUCUACCUCCAAAAACUUCUUAUAUGUGUCCGCUGCCAUUCGUCCUUUUUGGCAACCGAGGAAACAUCAGUUUCUUGGCAGACAGUCCUUAAGGACCCUUCUUCUGAGGUAAAAUUUCUCAGUCCCAUGGACUUUGCCAAACUUUCCCUUUUUUACUUUUCUUAUUUCCCAGAAACCGGCAAAGUUCAACGGGACGGAGGUAAUAUGUCAAACGAGAGCGGACAUCUACAAUCUUGGGCCAUAAGCAUGUGGUUCAGUACCUCUAUCUCUUUAUCUUCAGCAUCUAUGAUUUGGACAGGUUCAGAGGGUAGGGCAGCAGGGCAGUGCUCCAAAAAAACUCCAGAAGGAGCAUUUGGAUCUUCUAAAGUUAUGACUUAUGACAUAUUUCAGGAUUCGGUGAUAUAGUCUAAAGAUCUCUUCUUUUCGGGAUGGACCAGAUUUUAGUUUUCCUCAUGCUGUUUAAACACUAAUCUAUAGCCAUGCACUUUGACCAACGUAACAACCCUCGCAACUCCAUUAGUGAUUAAAA
This is a messenger RNA of Cuscuta epithymum, 1266 nucleotides long. The record is from the annotation of a GenBank genome assembly. Lineage: Eukaryota; Viridiplantae; Streptophyta; Magnoliopsida; Solanales; Convolvulaceae.